CCGGAGCGCGUUCCAUGCCCGGAAAACGAAGCGCGAUUAAACAAAGGUGGAGUGCGGCGGACCGCUCGCGGAAACGACCCGGCCCGGGCGCCGGCGACGGAAUCGGAAGCCGACGGACCCUUUCGGUUUCUUCGGGUCUUGUCCCCUCUUCGACCUUAAGCGCAUGCAUGGAUGUGACCUUUGUAGGAGUACGUGACUGCGGGGAUGUAGCGGGGGGGUCGGGGCGAAGAUAUAGACUUCAAAGGUGCUCGAUCCCAGGAGUGGAGGACGCGGAGUGGGAAGAGGCCGGUGACCCUCGCGGGUGGACGAAGCCAUGAAGAGUGGGUACCUCCGUUGGCGAGGGUGGAUUUCUUUGGAAUGUUGGCAACGAAGCAGGCGCCACUAGACGGCGGGGGGCACCUCCAAGGAAUGGGAUCGGAGCGUGGCCUAGGUCCAGGUCCAGAACCUUCGAGACCAGUCGGCGAAGAUGUUCAGUUCCCUGCGACUGGCGACUAUGCGCUCGCACAAGAGUCGCGCCCGCCCCGGGAGCGUGGCCACUUCGGCGAGCUCGGACUCCACGGUCAGGUCGGACGACGCGUCCGGACAGCAGCAGCAGCUUCACCAACACAACUUCAUCAUCCUGGAUGAGGUGGACGGCAGCGCGGCGUGUCCGCAAAGUGUAUCCUCGAAGGUGGCCCAGGUCAGGGUCGAAAGGGAAGGUGGCAGCCUCGGGGUGACUCUGCGCGGGGGAGUCGCGAAGGCGCUGGUGGUCAUCGGAGUCAAGGCGGACGGUCCGGCCGCCAGGGAGGGUCGGGUCAGACCCGGCGAUAGACUUUUGGCGGUCGACGACACGGAACUCAGGGGUCUUACCCUGGCCGAAGCCCAGAGGGCUCUUAGGAGGACCUCCGACGCCCCGAUCACGUCCUUGACCAUUGAAUACGACGUGGCGAACAUGGAGGAGACGCGCGCCGCCACCUCGGGUCCGCUGUUGGUUCAGCUGGAGCGCGGCUUGUCGGGAGAACUCGGAUUGACGGUGCGAGAAACCCCGAGCGGAGUUUACAUCGAAAGUCUUCGUCCCGCAAGUACCGCGGAUCGUUGCGGGGCCUUGCAACCAGGUGACCGACUCCUGGCAGUGGACGACACGGCGGUCCAGGACGCCAUAGGAGCCGCAAAAUUGCUCAGGAACACUUCGGAGAACUGCCGGAUAGCAAAGCUGCAGAUCUUGCCGAGACCCCCGAGCGCAUCCACGAGAACGGUCAAAAGAAGGGCUCAACCGCAGGCUCAACAGAAUUCCAACCAAACGUUGUACACGAAGGAGAGCCUCACCGUCAUCCUGAGGCCCGAUCACAGAGGGUUAGGCCUAGCUUUGAGACCGUCGGAGGACCGGAUGAACUACGUCGUGGAUUUGCUGGAGGCCGGCGGUCCCGCCGAGAGAAGCGGCGUUCUGCUUCCCGGCGACAAGGUGAUUGCCGUCAACCGGAGAAUACUUCGCGACCUGCAGCCUGCGGAGGUUGCCGCGAUUUUGGACUCCUCCCAGCAGGUAGAAUUAGUGACGGAAUACAAAGUGGGCGGUCCAGUUGUGCCCAGUUCGGGGGUAUUCACGGUGCGAGUUGCGCGGCCUCUUGGAGGUCAGCCAGAUUUGGGAUUAACGGUGAACGAAGAGUUGGUGAUCUCCGAAGUGCGACGCGGUUCCUUGUCGUACCGGACGGGGAGUUUGGCUCCUGGAGACAGACUUUUGGCCAUCGAUGGACAGAAACUGGAUCCGGGCGAUCUCAGGCAGGCUGCACAAUUGUUGCACAGACCUGGAAGUUCGGUGGUUGCAUUGACAGUAAGGAAACCGGACACCUCUUCGGAUACAAGAGAACCCAGCAUAGGAAGCGACACCAUACAGCCACAGUACCCUGCCGGCAUUCUGCGUUCAGCUAGGGAGAGUCUUCCGAGUGUCGACAGCGCCGUAGACUCCUGGGGAGACAUGGGCGAAGGCAAUGGAACCGGUCCCGAAAUCCUAAGGCUCUGGGAUACGGCCUCUGUUGACAGCGGCCAGCCCGAAUUACCUAUACCUACGUAUCCAUGUUCCCCCGGGCGUAGCGGAUCCGAUAGAUCCCAACAAAUUGUGCACGUCUCCUUGCACAAGGAUCCAGUUUACGAAGACUUCGGUUUUUCCGUGUCCGAUGGUUUGUACGAACGAGGAGUGUACAUCAAUCGUCUGAGGCCUGGUGGACCCUGUGACGGAGUAUUACGGCCUUAUGACAGAAUUCUCAGAGUAAACGAGGCCAGUACAGAGGACUGCGACUGCUGCUUGGCGGUACCACUUAUAGCGGCAGCAGGUCCCCGAUUGGACCUGACCAUAGUAAGACCACUCUCGCCUCAGAACAUAACGAAAACUCUCUAAAGUCGCAUACAUACGUUAUUUAUUUAUGCCGGC
Messenger RNA from Orussus abietinus, 2404 nucleotides. It is a transcript of the gene Grip, whose product is annotated as glutamate receptor-interacting protein 2. The record is from RefSeq and is a predicted model, not a curated record. Gene Ontology annotation, biological process: neurotransmitter receptor transport, endosome to postsynaptic membrane. Gene Ontology annotation, molecular function: protein binding. Lineage: Eukaryota; Metazoa; Arthropoda; Insecta; Hymenoptera; Orussidae. The transcript has 6 exons. Bases 467 to 2371 code for a protein of 634 amino acids.